CUCCAUUCCCUUCUCUCAGACGCACCGACAAAACGUCUUCCGACCGACUUCCCGCCCGAUGCUGCCGCCCGCCAUGGAUACUCACCAACUCCUCGACUCUCUCACCGCCCAUAUCGCCCUCUAUCACUCCUCAAUCCCUAACCCUAGCCCCAGCCCUCGCGCCAGCGUCCUCCGGUGGUUCUCCGCCCUCUCCGCCGCCCACCGCCAGUCCGUCCUCACCGUCCUCGACCCCGACUUCGUCCGCAUUCUCCUCCAGAUGCUCUCCCGCCUGCGUUGCCACGGCCACGGCUUCUUCUUCCUCCUCCCCGACCUCCCCUCUCCCUCCUCCUCCCUCCCCUCCCUCUGCUUCCGCCGCUCCGGUGGCCUUCUUGCCCGCGCUGCCGCCGCUUCCACCGCCGAGCUCGCCCUCGCCCGCUCCCUUCGCCUCUUCGGGUCCCGGGAGGAGGAGCAGACCGCCGAGUGCCCCCUGGACUCCCUCACGGUCUCCGAGGACUUGGUCGCCGAUGCGGACCGGUUCGUGGAGGUCAUGGAUGGAAUUUCCGGCGGAAGGUUCCUCAGAGGGGAGGUUAGCGGUCUGGGGGCGCCCUGGGCCGAGCUGCCAUGGUUGAAGGAUAAGGGGUAUUACAGCUUGGAGGCAUUCGUGGCGAAUCGAAUGGAGGUGGGGUUGAGGCAGGCGUGGCUUAGCUCCCAUGGAGGGAAGAAGCCGAAGGUGGGGAAGGCAGCGAAGGAGAAGGCCGGGGUAGCUGGCGUGGCGGCCAAUGCCUUUUGGAGGAAGAAGGGUUGCUUGGAUUGGUGGAUGGGGUUGGAUCCCGGGCAGAGGAAGAAGAUUUUCAAGGCUUUUUUAGGGAAGGCAGCUAAAUGUCUGGCAAAUGAGAUUGUUAAAGGGUCAGACAUUGCUUUGAGAAAUGAAUUUUGUUUUUGUAAACUUGAAUCUGAACUGCAACUAAGAUAUGGUCCAACAGCAUCUUGGCAAAGGGCAAAGCAGUCAUUGUCCAGAAGGAAUCCAGAUUUGUGCUUGGAUAUCAUCACUGCACCAUCUUCUAGAAGACCACGAACCCUGGCCAUUUGUUUGAAUAAGUUGCUAGUGGUUCAGGAGAUAUCUACUUUUUUAACAUGUUGGUUUAGUGAAUAUGAAGAUGAGUUAUUAUUUUUCAGCACAUUAGAAUCUGUUGACACCUUUUCUGAUUGUAUAAUAAGAAAGCUGCAAGGACUCCUCAUGGUUGUUUCCAUUAAGUAUAUAAAUCUUGAACUUAUGGGAGAUGUAAGGUUGAAUGCCAUCCUGCACAAAAGUGAAGAGAAGUGCAAUGUUGGUUGUCAGAGAGGGAAGAACAAAUGUCGCAGUUCAAAAAAGCUAAGUUCUAUUCCUAAGCCAUCCAAGGUUGAUUCGACAUUACACAAAACUUCUAUGGACAAAGGAUAUGGAACAGACUGUGCAUUUGAUAGCAGCAAUGGGCUUUGCCCCCCAGAAAAAACUCUCUCAAUAGUGGAUAAUCAGAAGAUAAGGGCGGCUAAUCCUUGUGUUCUGAAGACAUAUCCUGAAAAGGAAACUCCAAUAUCAAAACUUGAGAAGGAGCAUGCUGCAGUUUUGGCUGACUGCAAGAGCCAUAAAAGUAAGAAAAAGGGUGGACGAAAAGGAGCUAAAAAUAAAAAUCCUACCUUGGUGAAAAUUGGACUUCCUGAACUUGAUAACAAGAAAAAUGCCUUAACAUCUGUUGUUGCAGAAAGUGAAUUGGCAGAAUCUUUACCCAAUGCCAACGAUUCUACUGGGAGGCAUAAGCUGUCUCCUGUUUCUAAUUUCUGUGAUGCUUCUGAUAAGCCUGGUAUUGUGGAUCAGAAUGAAAUGAUGAACACUCAGCUAGAUCCUAACCAUCAUUCUAUCACAGAUUGCCGUUGUACUGGUGUGAAAUGUAGUAUGAGUUCAAACAAAUUACAGGACCAUAACUCUAUUACAAUGGCUGAAGGCAUCCCACAGAUAUCUUCAGGAUUUUCUUUGAUUAACACUAAUAUUUGUUGUGACAAACUUGUACAUUGUAUUAAUUCUUCCAUAAGGAGUUCCGGAAACACUACUGCAUGUGAAGUCAUGAGCCCUGCCAUGCCUCCAACUGAGCUUGAGACUGGUGCAUUUCAUAAGAAACAUGAGCAUUGUAGUUCUCGGGAUAUGAGUGACACCAGUUCACAGUAUGUUGCUCGUUCAAACUUAGUUCGAGGUGUUAUGCAUGAGAAUAAUACCAUAGCACUGAGUGAUUUUAGUGGAUCUUAUGACUAUAGCCACACAAGUUCUAUGGGAGGCACUUCAUUUGAGUGGCCUACCAUAUCACCACCUAAUUUUACAUCUGGUAACUCACAGCUUCUCCCAGCUGCCACGGACAGAUUACAUCUGGAUGUUGGUCACAAAUGGCCUGGUCAGUUUCAUCAGUCCUUUCUGCCUUCUAGGCAUCGGGGAAGAAAUCCAUCAAUUGAAGGUGAACACAGUCAAAUUUUACGUCCUCUAACUUUGCCCAUGAGCUAUGAUUGGCCUCCAAUGGUCAAAAGUUAUAGUAGAUUGAGUCAGACUGUGACUGUAAACUAUGAUUCUGGAUAUGUUCCAAGGCUGCAGUCUUCGUUCUGCCCAGGAUUUGGCACUCAUGGACUGCAAAUUAAUGGGACCUCCAGUGAAAAUGGGGGGAAGAAUCCUGGGGAUAUUCUUGAUGUGCAUGAUUUGAAAAACACUUCUGAUUUGGUGGAUGAUACUGAAAGUUACUGGUUUUCUGAAGAAGAAUAUGAAACUCAUGCAUUUUCUGGAAGGGAUUAUAAUCAAUUUUUUGGUGGUGGAGUGAUGUACUGGAAUCCUCCUGAACAUGUUGGAACAGGCUUUUCUCGCCCACCUUCUCAUAGUUCUGAAGACAGUGCUUGGGCUUGGCAUGAAGCAGAUAUGAAUAGAGCCAUUGACGAGAUGGUUGGCAUGCCUGGCUUACCCGCUUCCUAUAAUACAAAUGGUCUGGCCUCACCACCGGCUGCCCCAUUUUGUUCACCAUUUGAUCCUUUGAGACCUGGACACCAGUCUGUUAGUUAUUCUAUGCCGGGAAACAACUUCAAUGGGAAGGUAUUGAACCCAUCAUCAUCAGUGUCGGAUGGUCCUGAAGAGAAAGCAUUAAUAUCUGUGAAUGAUUCACCUAAUGGUGUUGAGGGCAUGAAUGGGGAUACACUUCCAUACUCAAUGUUGCGGCCUAUCAUUGUUCCAAGAAUAUCAAGGAGGGGUUCAAGAUCUGAAUUUAAGGUUGGUCAUGAUCAUAAAAGCCCAUGUGUACCUUCUACUAGGAGGGAUAACCCUCAUGUCAAGCGACCGCCAUCACCAGUGGUACUUUGUGUUCCUCGAGUACCUCGACCUCCACCACCAUGUCCAGUUGGUGAAUCUAGAAAGCGAGGCUUUCCUGUUGUAAGGUCUGGUAGCUCAAGUCCUAGGCAUUGGUGUAUGAGAAGUUGGUAUUCUGAUGAAAAUAAUUAUCGGGAAACUCGCCUUUGUUUGGAUGGUGCUGAAGUUGUUUGGCCUUCAUGGCGAAACAAAGGGCUUGCUACCUCUCCAAUGGUGCAAUCUAUUCAAGGGUCUUUGUUGCAAGAUCAUCUCAUCACAAUUUCCCAGCUAGCUUGUGAUCAGGAACAUCCAGAUGUUGCAUUACCACUGCAUCCUCCUGAUUUGUUAAAUUGUCCAUCCAUUAAGACAUCCCUGUCUAUGAUGCACAAUCUUCUUCAUGAGGAAAUUAAUCUUUUCUGCAAGCAGGUUGCUGCUGAGAAUCUGAUCAGGAAGCCCUACAUUAAUUGGGCUGUCAAGAGGGUCACACGAUCUCUUCAGGUGCUCUGGCCUCGCUCUCGGACGAAUAUAUUUGGUUCUAACGCAACUGGUUUAGCUCUUCCAACUAGUGAUGUGGAUCUUGUGGUUUCUCUUCCUCCAGUACGGAAUUUGGAACCUAUCAAAGAAGCUGGAAUUUUGGAAGGUCGUAAUGGUAUCAAGGAAACAUGCCUUCAGCAUGCUGCUAGGUACCUUGCAAACCAAGAGUGGGUUAGAAAUGACUCCCUAAAAACAAUAGAAAACACUGCAAUACCUGUGAUCAUGCUUGUGGCAGAAGUUCCUCAUGACAUUAAUCUUUCAAAUGAAAAUUCUUCCAUUGUUGAGUCACCAGAAGCAUAUUCAAUGAAGAUGCCUGGAGGUCAAAGCAUCCCUGGUCCAGAUCAGUCUAGUUCAGACAAUACCUCCUGGCCAAUGUGUUCAAAGAUGAAAAAGGAUGAACCCAUUGAUAUGAAAUCAAUUCAUCUCGAUAUCAGCUUCAAGUCACCAUCACAUACAGGACUCCAAACUUCUGAACUGGUUAGAGAGCUCUCUCAGCAGUUUCCUGCUUCUGUACCACUUGCUUUGAUACUCAAGAAGUUUUUGGCAGAUCGUAGUUUGGACCACUCUUAUUCUGGUGGUUUGAGUUCUUACUGUUUGGUGUUGCUAAUUGCACGCUUUCUUCAGCAUGAACAUCAUAUUGGUCAGCCUGUCAACCAGAACCUGGGUAGUCUUUUGAUGGAUUUUCUCUACUUCUUUGGGAAUGUUUUUGACCCACGUCAAAUGCGAAUUUCAAUUCAAGGAAGUGGAGUUUAUAUGAAUCGAGAAAGAGGGCUCAGCAUUGAUCCAAUUCAUAUUGAUGAUCCUCUUUAUCCAGCUAACAAUGUAGGGAGGAAUUGCUUUCGUGUACACCAAUGCAUUAAGGCUUUUGCCGACGCUUACUCGGUGCUGGAAAAUGAGCUAUCACAGUUCUCCGGUAAUUGUGCUUCAACUUCAACAGGAACAUUCAAGAUACUUCAAAAAAUUGUGCCUAGUAUUGGUCGUGAGGAGUGAUAUUUGAUCAUGAGUAACUAUUUUUCUUGUCUGAAUGGUGCUGGCUUGGCUGCUCCAUUAGUGGUGGUAAGCAGAGGUAUUGCAAAUUUUGCCUGCUUUGCAUACUAUUGUUCAGGUUGACAGCCAUACUAUGCUGUUUGCUAGAAUCACCUCUGUAUGGAUAACUUGCUUCACUCAAAGGUAUGAACUGGAAGCAGACAUUCUUGUGAAAUUCUGGGCCCUGUUAAAAAAUGAUAUGUGAAGUGACAUCCAAACUACCUGGCCAGGAACAACUAGACGUGUCUUGGUUUACCAGGAGCUCAGAUUGAUUGAGCAGGUGUUCUGCACUUGAUGAUCAUCUGCUUUAAUUUUGUUCAACAACUGAAGAUAAUGCCAAGAUUCAAAUGGAUGGGAUCAGCCAUUCAGUAUGAUCUUCAGUCUUAUCAUCUAUCUGGGAGCUGGCCCGUUGAAGUGUUGUGCAUUUUGCAGUGCAUGCAAUAAACAUGCUGUAAACAUUUGGCAUGGUUGAAGCUUUAUGCAAGACUUGAACGAUGAUUAUGACUUGGCCAAGAUGAUAUGGAUGGUCGAUAAUGGCAUUGGAAGACCUGAAUGAUGGGCUUGUUACCUGAAUGAUUACCGCUCUUGAACUUUGAUCAAAUAAAUUCAGUGAUUCAGGUCUCUCUAUCUCUCUCAUUGGAAUUAUUAGAGGGUUCAUACAAGGAUGUUUAUUCUCUGACUCAACUUCUGUCAACCAGGCAGAGUUUCAUUGCCUAGUUCAGUGAAAUAUUCUACUGAUCAGCCAUGAGACUUUUAUAUGCCAGGUUGUUGACGAACCUUUUUCCUAUGCCUUGUUGGGAAAGCUUCUUCCUGUGGUCUCUAGUGAUCAUUUUUGUUUUUCCCUUGUGCCAAUUUUGGCAUGCACGGUUCCAUGUGAAACAGUUGAUGUGUUUGUACAGUGCAAGCUACACUAUGGAAUAUCUAUAAUGACUAACUUGGAUUUCUAAUCAUUGUUCUUUUUCUG
Molecule: messenger RNA, 5855 nt
Organism: Elaeis guineensis (African oil palm)
Lineage: Eukaryota; Viridiplantae; Streptophyta; Magnoliopsida; Arecales; Arecaceae
Source: RefSeq, a predicted model, not a curated record